Anastrepha obliqua is the source of this 4881-nucleotide messenger RNA. Its product is annotated as myb-like protein AA. Gene Ontology annotation, cellular component: stereocilia ankle link complex; stereocilium tip; cilium. NCBI's taxonomy places the organism in Eukaryota, Metazoa, Arthropoda, Insecta, Diptera, Tephritidae. The transcript has 8 exons. The coding region runs from base 1443 to 4523 and encodes 1026 amino acids. Gene Ontology annotation, biological process: rhabdomere development. Gene Ontology annotation, molecular function: protein binding. The record is from RefSeq and is a predicted model, not a curated record.
CUGUUCAGUUGACGGUUACAUUUCAACGCAUUCGCAGGUGGAAAUUUAGUUGACGGAAUAAACUACAUACGCUUGUAUAUGCAUAUAGUAAUACAUAGUAAAACCAACGAAAACGACAACAACAAUAGCAACAUGUGAUGUUUCUGUUCUGUUGCAACAAGCAAUAACAUGCCCAACAUUAAACUCCAAACAAAAGCUGUGUGGUGGAUUUCAAUGUAAACGAAGCGUAUCGAACGCACAUUGCUGCAAAUAUAUUGACGAUGUUGCGGAAAUAAUUAAAAUAACAAAAGUGGUAGAAAAAAAUAUUAAAAAAAAGAGAAUAGUUAGAUUUUUUCAUUGCAAAAUUGGGUUAAGCUAAAAAGCCACAUGCAAAAAUUGAAUAAUUUUCGGAAAAUGUUUACGUACAAAAACAUAUAAUUAAAUACGAAAAUCACUGAAUUACUCAGAAUGUUACUAUGUGAAUUUGUGUAUGUGUACAUGAAAACUAAGUCUGUGCAACAAAGUGAUGAGGAGUUCAAGAGUAACAAGCUGCAAAAACGGUAGCUAAAAUAAAACAAUAUAAACACGAAAAGGCCACACAAGUAUGGUACAUACAAUGAAAGAACAACAAGAAGAGUAAAUGUUAACUUGCUGCGCAACAGCCAAUAAAGGCGCAAAGGGGGCAACAGAGCAACGCGCUUCAUCAAAAGUAAAGUAAAAUAAAAAGCUGCUACCGAGCACUUGAAAGUGGACUGUAACUAAUUUUUGGAAUUCGAGCAGCAACAAUAAAAAAUAUAAAAAAAAGUUAAAUAUAUGCAAGUUGAAAAAUAAUAAUUAUUUUGUAAUAAAAAAUAUUUGUAUCAGUGUUGAGUUGUCUUGCCUGAAUGUAGAACAUUUCAGAACAAAAAAUACUGUUGUUUAACUGAAUUGCAAAAUACACAAUGAGAAUGCAUAUAUAUAUUUAUAAUAUGUAUUAAGAAAUUAAGCAAUAACAAACAGUAGUUUUGUAUAUUACAACAGUACAAGUAACUUAUCGGCAGCGUGGAAUUUGAAAAUUCAAAACAUAUAUUUGUCACGGAAUGUCACGCUUUUUAAACAAGUGAGUUGGACAUUGUUUUUGUGCUCGCCUUACACAACUCUCUUGUCACAGCAGACAUACUGCCGAAUGCACUUGUAAAAACUGAAUGCAACAGUUGCAGCGGCGGCGGCAGCAGCAGUGGCGGUGUCAGCGGCAAACUUGAACUUGAAUGUAGGUCGCACGCAUUUUUACGACUUUCACGCAUAAAAGCGAAACGAAAUGCAACUCAAAUCACAGACAAACAUUGCGACAACCAAAAGUUAAUCAGCGGUGCACAACACACAACAACCAGCAACAGAUACUACAUAUUUCCUCCAGCAGCAACAGCCAACCAGCAGCUGUAAGCAGACGCCAACAACGAAAAUACAGUAUAGUAGCAGUCAACAUGUUGACCGAUUGCAGCAGCAUCCAAGGCUCUACAGCCAGUUCGUCUAGUGACGUUAUGACACUGGCGACUACCGCUUCCUGGUGCGCCAUCAGUAUACCUUCCUCUGCUUCAGCGGCUGCGACGAGUGCACGUCUGCGCAUUUUGCGUCUCAUCAGGCCACAUGCGCGACGCAUUUUGGUCACGCCCGACACCAGUCCGUCUUUUGGGUUCACAGUACGUGGUGGUAAAGAGUUUGGCACCGGAUUUUUCGUCUCGAGCGUGGAACGGAACAGCGAAGCCGAAUUGAAAGGAAUGCGUAUUGGUGACCAAAUUCUGCGAAUUAAUGGAUUUCGCGUAGAUGAUGCCAUUCAUAGGGAAUUAAUUCAAUUCAUAACCAACCAGGAUCGUAUAACGAUGAAAGUGAGAAGUGUGGGAAUGUUGCCGAUCAAAGAAAAAGACAAUGAAAAAUUAUCCUGGCAUGCAGUCAAGGCCUUUACCAAUGGCAGCAGUGCUUCCUCGGAGAGUUCAUACAAAACCCUGCCCGAACGCGAUACACGCAGCAAAGAUAUCAAUAUUACGCUCAAUGUAGCACCUCGCACCAAACUCGGACUGGGCAUCUGCAAAGGGCCCGAAUGGAAACCAGGCAUUUUUGUGCAAUUCACCAAAGAGAAGAGUGUAGCGCGCGAAGCUGGCCUACGCCAAGGCGAUCAAAUACUCAGCGUUAACAGCAUAGACUUCUCCGAUGUACUCUUCAGCGAGGCGGUGGCGGUAAUGAAAAGUGCCAGCAAAUUAGAGAUGGUCAUACGCACAGCUGCCGGAUGUGAUCUGUUUCCGGGUGAGUCAAGUGGCUACAACAGUUCCGCAAGUUCGGUGACAGGCGAUCAGAGCCCGUGCUGGGCGGAUGCAAAGUCAAAACGCUUAACAUCGGUGCGUGAGGAGCCAACUAACGCGCCGUGUUGGAAUGAAUCCGCUUACGCUGAGCAACGUCGACGAGUGGUAGAGCAACAAAGCGGCAGUAAUAAACAACGUAGAGAUGCGCAUGAAAAGAAACCAGUCGGAAGCCAACAGCAAGUCAAUAAGACCAUCAUAAAAUUAUCUGAGCAAGGAACAUCCAUCAAUAAUACAUUUGUCAGUAAUACACAGCCAAUUGCUGCUGGGCGAAAUACGAAUGAAUAUGGUACCCCUAAGGUAAGAAGCAUAGUCGGAGGAGCACACGAAGUGCAGCCGCCAAUACCACCUACGACUGGGGCGAGCUCAAAUAACUCUUCAUAUAUUUCGCGAGAUGAGCGAGAAACUAAAACCGUGGUUGUGGAAGUACAUCGCCAGGAGGCAGAUGAAGCGAAAAGACAACAGCAGCAACUGCAACAAAAACAAUCGCAACAAAUGCAGCAACAGAGAGUUGAUCUGAACAGCCACUAUCGCCACAACGCGCUGCAGCCAACGCAUUCUUUGCCCAACCACUCAGCGUCGAUGAAGCAGCCAGAAUUCCAAAAAUGCCUACGCGCCAAUAGUUGCAGUCAACAGCAACAACAAUUACAACCGCAACAACCACAGCAGCAACAGCAACAAGCCCAUUUACAGAAAUUGCAGCAACAACAAGGCGCACCACAUGGCCGAAACACGUGCCAAGUAGAUAGCAGCUCACUCUCCAGUGCCAUAACCGAAGAGUUGAAAAAACGCAAAGAGCAAAAACAGCGAAUAAAUGCUGCAACAGCCACUAACAAUAGCAGCAACAACAACGACAAUAAUAACACGAAUAGCCACAGCAAUUAUAUGAACAUCGCCAGCAAGCAGAACAAUUACAACCACAGCAGACAACAACAGCAACAGCAGCAUCACCACACGCUCCAUCAGCCACUAUCGCUCAAGGCACAACAACAACAAUCACAUUGCCACUCCACGCCGCUGUCUCCGUCUGCCUCAUCGCUUUCAUUGUCUGCAACACCAACAACACCAAUGUCUACGUCCACUACUGCAACAGCGACUGCGACAGCCGCGUUGAGUGCUCGCGCUACUAGCAACAAUGUUAAUUGCAGCGAGCGCAACAGUCACAGCCACAGUCACAACCACAGCAACAAUAGCAGCAAUCAAAGCGCACCGGCGGCCGGCACCUCUGCAAUUGCUGGUGUUGGCGUCGGCGCUGGGGAUCAGCAUAGCGCCUUAAUGGACGAAUUUAAACGUGCCCACCAACGUAUGUUCAAAAACGGGUUCCAAGAGACUGAACGCAAGGAACGUCAAGAGGCGCUACGCAACACCACCAUGAUGGAGGAUGAUGUAAAUCAUCGUACAAGUCGAAUUUUUCGCAAUGAAAAUGGGCCAACAACAAAUGGCGCACAGUUUCAAAUACCACCACCGCCACCACAAUUCGCCAGCUCACCGCCGCGUACACAACCACAAUACACCAGCACUAACAACAAGUUUUCCCAACAAUCACAAUUGCAACAGAAACCAAUCAACAAUUACAACAACAGCUCGGUGUCACCACUCAAACCACCGACAGAACAACCGCCCAAGCCGCCAGCCACCCCUGUACCCGAUUAUGAUAAUGUGGAAAUACGUACAAAAGCAACAACCAUUAGCAGCAGCGUCAGACCUUCUUAUGCUUACGCCAGUCCCAAUUUAGUCACAAAUGGACGUGAUGCGACCAAUGACAACUCCGGCAAUAGACGCACAAUGCGAGCGGGAACCAUAACAAUCGGGGAAUACGAACAACCGCAACAGCGGCGGGAACCGGCUAAAUUUGAUUUUGUGGGAACAUCAAAACGUAGUAGUAACGGUGCGAUAGACGUGUGCGCAGAUAAUCUGCAAGCGGAACUACAGAGUACGUUGACGCGUUCAAAACUGAAGAAAUCGGCGGAGCCACUGGAGCAUCAAAGUAACUGUCCGCUACGCAAUAGCUACGACAACUAUGAGAAUGUGGCAAGGAAGCUGCAUAGUGUGAGCAUAAACGAGGUAGCCGCAACGGUGCCAGCAGUGAGAAUGAGCAAUGGCAUGCCGAAUGGAGCCACGAAUGGCAUUCUUAAGAAUGGCAAUCGACACAGUGGCGGCGUAAAUGGUGGUCCGAAGAACUCAGAUAAGACUAUCACUUUUGGUAACUGAAAUUGUAAUGGAAUUUUUAAGCAGCGACUGGGCAGCGGAGCUAUGAAUGACAGAUAUAAUAUGUGAAUGUAUGAAGUCCGAGUGGAGGAGAGGUUUGAUUAUGAUGGUUCAAAAUGUAAAAUAAAGCACAAAUGCAUAGCAAGUUCUUAAGAUUUCUAGCCAUAUUGUUAAAUUAUCUAAAUACAUAAACUUACAAAAAUAGUUGUAAUAAAAUCUAAGGGUAUCUUAUAUGGUUUAGUGCUAGGUUUAAGCGCAAAAAAGCUCAAAGUGCUUUUUGAAAAAUAUUAUAAAAUCGUUAUUUUCCAUUUUGGUUUCAUAAAUUUUAUUGGGCGUAUGCUUUUUGUAUGUAUAUCGGUUA